ACGACCCUACUGUUUAUAACAUAGAAACCAGAUGCUUUCGUGUGUCGAACUCUAGCGCGUUGUACUCUUCCUUUAACUAGAGUCGCGCGUUGAUUACGUCACCACAACACGUGUUACAGAGGGCUAAAGGCUACCAGGUGAAUGCAGUAGCACAGGCAAUGGCAAAAAGCAAAGGAAAGGGGCAAAAACAGACAAGUGUCUUUCAUGUAGCAAACAGUAAGAGUGUAAAAGCAAAACAUAAAGCCAAACCAGUGAAAACAAGUCUUAAGAAGAUCAACAUUGCUACCAAAGAAAAGGUGAGCACAGUCAAUGAAGCUUUUACAGAACUGCACAAGGAGGUUGCACAACUGAAAAAGAAAAGUCAGUCCAGCCUAGCCAAGAGCAAGAAGCCUUCAAAACAGACAGCGGAACCACCAGCAGAUGUAGACAAUGCUGCAGAUUUGUUUUCACAAUUGUAAUAAUUAAAGCAAUAAAAUGAUUUGUCUGUA
Molecule: messenger RNA, 488 nt
Organism: Pelobates fuscus (common spadefoot toad)
Lineage: Eukaryota; Metazoa; Chordata; Amphibia; Anura; Pelobatidae
Gene: RBIS
Product: ribosomal biogenesis factor
Exons: 4
Coding region: 159-458 (99 amino acids)
Biological process (GO): ribosome biogenesis
Cellular component (GO): nucleolus
Source: RefSeq, a predicted model, not a curated record